Messenger RNA from Cydia fagiglandana, 1623 nucleotides. RefSeq lists its product as uncharacterized. The transcript has a single exon. The coding region runs from base 144 to 1241 and encodes 365 amino acids. The record is from RefSeq and is a predicted model, not a curated record. NCBI's taxonomy places the organism in Eukaryota, Metazoa, Arthropoda, Insecta, Lepidoptera, Tortricidae.
UGCCAGUCAAGAGAUAAACUUUUUGAUAACGAAUCGAACCCCAAUGUUAUCACAAGCGUUGUCAGUUUAUUUCACAAAGCUAAAGUGUUUUGUUGUUUCUGUUUAAUUGUAAUAUUGUUUGUGAACUAAUAAAGUGAGUUAAAAUGGGUAAAGUGAAAUUAACUACGGUGUUCGAAAAUCUUAAAUUUGAUGAAAUACCUAUGAGCACAAAGUUAGCAGUAGAAUACAUAAAGACAAAAGAAGGUUCAUUUCGUAGCUUAUACUUUGAGCCGGAAAAAACAAUAUGUAAGGUUGAUUCUUAUUCGAACAAUAUAGAAUGUGCAGAUUCAUCUUCAUUCCUGCUACCGGGUACUUCAACGUUAUCAACUACAGAGUCAUGGACAAAUAUCACUGAAAAAUUAAAAAAGUUGGCUACUGGAAUUAAACAAAGAUCCGACUUGUUCUGCCAACUUGAAUGGUUGAUCCGGCGUAUCCCAAUUGAGAACACGCAACACAGUAUAAAUUUGAUUAUGAAAAACUUGCUUCAUGCUAGUGCAGAUUGGAAAGCGGCUUACAUUGAAGAAGGAGUUAUUACCAUGACCGACAACACGCCUAUGCUGAUACUUGGUUUUAUAGCUCAAAUAUUCAAAACUUGUGAAGACCCAAUUAUUUUGUCGACGCCACAAACCGCUGUGGUGUGUCAUCUCUUUACCGAAGUGUGUCGUGAAGUUGGAUGGAACGUACGAUUAAUACUAAUAGAACAACUGAACAAUUUGAUGGAUGAUAACAAAGUAUAUCCAAAUCUAUUCAACAGUCUAUUGUCCGAAAUUACUGGGAUUAUUACCGAACAAUCUGACUUGGAUUCUGCUGUUGAUGAUUUUCUAAAUGCUGAGUUACAUCCGCUACCGCUUACACGUCUCCUCGUUCAAGAAAAUGUUUUUGAAGAAUUUAAGACUAUUUUAGAUUGGAAAUGCAAAUUACGUCAUGAGGAACCCGGACUAGAUAUGCAAGAAAUAGUACAAAAAUGCUCGAAUUCAUUUAGAUAUGGUGAUAAAUUAUUUUUAAUAAAUUAUGCUGGAUGUUAUAUUCGGCAGGGGUCAGAGCAAGUUGUGUUAAUAGAAGCUUUUAGAAGUGUCAAAGAAUUGCUGUCACUUGUUCUUAAGUACAAACAACUAUGCUUAUCAAUAUGGGCUAGCAGCGUUUUAGAAGCUAAUGAAAUUGCUGACGUUGACGUGACGUUGACGUUCCGAUUAUAUGGGUAAAUGAUUAUUGUAACUUUACUGGAUGUGACGAAAUCAGUAAAGCGAUCUAUAAAAGAAUAGAUUCUGUGAAUGUGACGGUUAAAGUUAAUAGCUCCAUUGUUAAAAUGCUAAAAAUACAAGAACAGUGGUUGAAAAAAACCUUCAACGAGCGUUGUGACGCUGUGAUGAAAGUAAUCAAAAGUAAAGAUCUUAGUUUAGGAGAUAAGAUUGAACCUGAAAUACCGAAUUGGAAAAUCAACAACUUUAUCUCCAUCAAUAACGAUACGAUGAUAUUGGGAUUUAAUGUACCUGAUAAAGUAGUAUUAUACAACACAUUUGGAACUGUAGCAGUGCCGUCACCUUGCUUUGAUAACAUUAUUAGGGCACUUAUAAAUGGGAGUGC